AUGUCUUCAAAUGAAUUAUUUUGUAAAAUUUGCAGAGAAGAGGACACUGUUUUCAAUYUAAUAAAUGUAUGUUUUUGUAGGGGAACGGCAGCUAAUGUCCACUUUAAAUGUCUUAAACAGUGGAUUUUAUCGAGCGGUCGCAUCCAUUGUCUCGUUUGUAAGAGUCGUUACACUGGUAUUCAUCUAAUAGCACGUCCUAAAGGACUGUUGUCGUACAUCAAUCAAAAUAAGAUGACAAUAGUUUCGCAUUGUUUUUAUUUGGGAAUUCAAUACUAUAUGUCUUAUAUAUGUUUGGAGCAAUCACUUGUCAGAACUGAUGAAAUAGGAUAUAAUGUGGGAUCAGAUUUGUUAAGACUAAUGGGUCUAUUCUUUGGUAUCGAUUCAUCCAUUUAUAGCUAUUUAAUCAUUACUCGUGGUAUCAAAGAUUACUUGCAGUGGAAAAACACUAAUUUCAAUAUCGAUGUCAUUAAGAGAUAA
Oppia nitens is the source of this 477-nucleotide messenger RNA. RefSeq names its product E3 ubiquitin-protein ligase MARCHF2-like. Gene Ontology annotation, molecular function: zinc ion binding. The transcript has a single exon. The record is from RefSeq and is a predicted model, not a curated record. Lineage: Eukaryota; Metazoa; Arthropoda; Arachnida; Sarcoptiformes; Oppiidae. Bases 1 to 477 code for a protein of 158 amino acids.